AUGAGUGAAACGCCAUCAACUAAUUAUUCAAUGCUUCAGCCAAACUCCUCUGAGAGUGAACAGACUUUGUCUGCACGUCACUUCAAUGUCACCGAACCUGUUGUGGCCAAACGAAUCUGUUUCUAUAAAAGUGGAGACCCUCAGUUUAAUGGGAUCAAAAUGGUCAUUAAUAAUAGAUCUUUCAAAACAUUUGAUGCCUUGCUGGAUAACUUGUCCAAAAGAGUCCCAAUACCAUUUGGGGUAAGGAAUAUUAGUACACCACGCGGGAUACACAGUAUCACCAAUCUGGAGGACCUUGAAGAUGGAAAGUCUUAUAUUUGUUCCCAUCAGAAGAAAAUUAAGCCCAUUAAUUUGGAGCGGGCCAGUAAGAAGCCAUUACCCUGGCAGAUCAGCAGGCCAGUUAGUGCUCGUCGCCGAGUUGUGCAGUUAGCCAGGGAGAAAGAAGACGGCAUUGUUCAGGAAGACAGAGCUGUCAAAAUAAGAACCCCUAAAAAGCUCCUUGUUUUCAAAAAUGGUGACAUAAGAAUCAGGUGCACUAUAGUUCUGAGUAAGAAGAACAUGCAAAACUUUGAGACCUUUCUGGAUUCCAUAAGUGAGUUAAUGCAGUAUCCAGUUGUGAAGUUAUACACUACGGAUGGCAGAAAGGUUCCUAACCUUCAGUCUCUGAUCUUGUGUUCUGGGGCUAUUGUGGCAGCUGGGAGAGAGCCUUUUAAACCAGGGAAUUAUGAUCCUCACAGGUAUUCACUACCUGCUAAGUUGCCGGGACUCUCCAAUCGUGUGUACCCCAAAGCAAAUGCCAAAUCAGAGAGCAGAAAUACUGGCAAAUGGAAGGUGUCUGUCCUCACCAGUGAUAUACCAUCUGCAGGAACCAGCUCACAGGUUUAUAUUACAUUGUAUGGGGAUUACAGUAAUUCAGGGCCUAUCUUUCUGUAUGGAGAAGCAGGGGAACUGUUUCAGAGGGGCAAUGAAGACAUCUUCACUAUUGACAUUGGAGAUGUAGGAGAGCUCUAUAAAAUACGCAUAGGACACAAUAACUCUGGAGAAUCCCCCUCUUGGCACUGUGAAGAGGUGCAAUUGCAGAACCUUUACACAGGAGAACAGUUUUCUCUCCCUGCCCACCGAUGGCUGGCGCAGGACCAGGAUGAUGGCGAAAUCUGUCAGGAGCUUCCUGUUUUGCGACGGGGCCAGCCUGUUCUUCCAGUGACUGUAUAUGAGGUGCAUGUCACAACAGGAGAGCUGUGGAAUGCCGGAACAGAAGCUGAUGUCUAUAUUUCCAUCCAUGGGGAAGAAGGCGAUACAGGCUCCAGACAGCUAUUUAGGUCAAAGAAUCCUAGGAAAUUUCUAAAAGGACAAACUGACCUCUUCCUACUUGAAGCUGUGCACCUUGGAAAUUUGUACAAGAUUGUUAUAGGACACAAUGGACUUGGAUCAGGAAAUGGAUGGUUUCUGGAGAAGAUUGUAGUCCAGGAUCCUGUCACAGACCUGGAUUAUUCUUUUCCUUGUCACAGGUGGCUAGAUCAAGGGGAAGAGGAUGGUAAAAUUGUAAGAGAACUAAAUGUCACUGACACUACCACCUUCUCUGCAAGGCAAGAGCUGGAACUCAAGAGAGAGGAAAACUGGGCUGCUGAAAGAUGGAAGUUUCAGAAAGGCAACACUCUUCAGUUCUACAACAGGCUCACCCGUGGUUUCAUACGCCUCAGUCCAGAUGGCACAGUUGAUGCACUUGGUGACAAGAAGGACAAAUAUGGUCUCUUUGACGUGACUGUCAAAAGAAAUGCACAUGUGUUUAAGAGUCAUCAGAUGCCACAUAUUGCCCUUGCUCUUGACAAUGGCUAUGUCACUGGAAUGGACAAUGAAGAUACUCUCUGUGAGUUACAAGUUCAUGUUCAGCCAAAUCGCUGUGCAAUUCUGGAAUCAGCCCGGAGUCCAGGGCACAUGAUUACAUUCAGUCUUCAAGGCAAAGUAGCGGAUGAUACAGUAGGCUAUGCAGGACUCUCGAAAGAAUUUGUUGUGCAUGUGAAGGGUGUGUUCCACAAUGGUGCCAUAAUUCUGCUCACCACAAGUCUCUACCAGGCUCUCUGCCUCAGGCCUGAUGGGAGCUGCAGUGGAGCAGGAAAGCAAUCUGAAGAAUCCUAUUGGAAAGUGCAUAAAAUCAGCUCUGGAGUUUGCAUGAUUGAAAGUCUGAAAAACCAAAGAAUGUAUCUGAGGAUCAAGGAUGGCAAGUGUAAUGGAACAGGGACGAGUGAUGUAUACUGUCACUUUAAAAUUGAGAAGAACUUAGAAAGUGGAUCUGUGAGUCUAGAAUCUGUGCUAAACAGCGGGAUGUAUGUUGGUCUCCAACCAGAUGGCCAGACCAAGCCAGUUGUUAACACUGGAGAGAGAAACAUUUUGUUCUACCCACGAGUCAUCAAAUUUGGCAGGGAAAAGCCUAUGGGAACAUCUGCGACACCCAGCCAACCAAAGGGAGGGAUCAGAGAAUCUGAACACCAACCGGCAAAAGCCCAGAAGCCAGUGGCUCAGAGCCCAUCAGCUUCUUCACCUGCAAAGGAAAUGAAAAAUACCCAAGGUACCAAGUAUCCCCUUCCUUCAGAUGAUGAAUGGAAAGUGUCAGUGCUGACAGGAAAUGGAGGAACUCAAGCAAAUGUCACACUCUGGAUAUAUGGAGACAAAGGAGUAGCUGGACCAAUAACUCUUGGCAAGGACAACAGGGAGCAACUCUUUCUUCCCAGGCAGGAGGAUGAAUUUCAGGUUGAAAUAAAGUAUAUUGGAGAAUUCUAUAAGAUAAGAAUAGGACACGAUGGAACAAGUGAACACCCAGAAUGGAAGUUAGAAAAGGUGACACUGCACCAUGUAAAGAGCAGGAGGACUCUGCAUUUUCCAGCAAACAAGUGGUUGUCAAGAAGCCGUGGAGCUGGAGAUAUUAUAUGUGAACUCCCAGUAGAAGAAGCAGGAAAACCCAUUUAUCCAAUUCUGAGAUACCACAUUUAUGUUUACACUGGCCAUUUGGAGCAAGCUGAAACAGACUCUCCGAUCUACCUAUGUAUCUAUGGAAAGAGAGGAGACUCUGGUCUAAGACUUCUGCAUAAAUCUGAUAUGCCAGUGAAAUUUCAGAGAGGAAUGGUGGAUAUGUUUGAAAUGGAAGCUGUAUCUCUUGGAAAACUGCAGAAGGUGCUAUUGCACUGCGAGGCCAGUAACAAGGCGCAGUACUGGUACUGUGAGAAAGUAAUCAUCAGAAAAGCUGGGAAGGACGCUGAAUAUAUUUUCAACUGUGAGAGGUGGCUUCCAUUUAUGUCCCAGGGAAUAAUUCACUCAGAAAUCGAGCUCUACCCUGAAGGUAAGGAAGGAGACUGGAAGAUUACUGUAGUCACUGGGGGCUUCCAAACAGCUGGCACAACAGCAACAGUGUCCCUUUACGCUUAUGGAGAAAACAAGUCUUCUGGUCCUAUUAUUCUGGGAUCUGGGAAGCACCAGCUGUUUAAUCCCAACAGCGCAGAUACAUUCAAGAUUAAUCUCAAAGGUCUUGGGCAACUGUAUAAAAUCCGCAUUGGUCAUGACAACAGUGGAAAUGACCCCAGCUGGUACCUAGAGGAGGUGAGACUUGAAAGAAUGGCCCCUACCUCUGACCGGGAGAUUUGUCUGGCUGUAGACUGCUGGCUAGCAGAAGAUCAGGAUGAUGGAGACACCUGGACAGAAGUAGCAAUUGGGAUGUCUGAAAAGGAGCUUUUGUCAAUGGUGAUUUAUGAACUCCAUGUAUAUACUGGGUCUAAACUUGGUGCUGAAACAGAUUCUAAUGUAUAUGCCACCCUCAUUGGAACGAGAGGAGAUUCUGGCAAGAGAAAGCUGCAUAGAGCUAAGAAUAAUAAAGUCAAGUUUCAGCGUGGACAGGUGGAUAUCUUCUUCAUAAAGGCUGUAUCACUAAGAGACCUGAAGAAACUUGUGAUUAGCCAUGAUAGAACUGGUCCAGGCAAUGGAUGGUUCCUUGAUAAGGUGGUUGUCAAAUUUAAAGAGGAAGAUGAUGAUCAAGAAGCUGUGUUUCCCUGUAACAGAUGGUUAGAUGAGUACCAGGAUGAUGGGAAGACCGAGCGAGAGCUAAUUGCUAAAAAAAAUGGUAAUUCACAGAAGGCAUCCACCAAAGCACGACAAUGGAGAGUGCAGGUUAAAACUGCCAGAGAUUCCCCAGAGCCACAGAAGUGUAAAAGAACCCUUGUGAUUUAUGGCUCAAAGGGCAAAAGUGGUGACCUUCUCCUUUCUCCACAAAGCCCAGAAUAUGUGUGCUUUCUACCCAGAGCAACGGAUGAAUUCCUUGUUGAAACUGGAGAUGUGGGGGAUGUGUACAAGAUUCGGGUCAGCUGUGAUGAUUUGCCAGGCUUUGAGGGCUGGCAUCUGAAGUCCUUUUACAUGCAAGAGCUACAUACCAAACAAGAAGUGAACUUUGACUGUAACUGCUGGCUCUCUGUUAACAGAGAAGACAGAGAGCUGGUGAAAGAAUUCCCUGCAGUGAAUGAGAACCAGAAACCUUUACCAGUCCACAAGUAUAUUGUCUCUAUACACACUGGUGACCACUGGGGAUCAGAAACCUUUGCAAAUGUUUAUAUCACUCUGUAUGGCGAAAGAGGGGACACAGGUGUGAGGAAACUGCACGAAUCAUUGGUAAAAGGAGGAAAAUUUCAAAGGAACAAGGUGGAUUCAUUUUUAAUAGAGGCAGUUUCUCUGAGCCAUUUGCAAAAGGUAGUUGUAGAACAUGAUGGAGAAGGAUAUGGGGCUGGAAUGUACCUCAAGAUGAUAACAAUCAAGGAAUCAGAGGACUCAGAUAAAGAGUGGAUCUUUCCAUUUUGGAACUGGCUUGAUACUCAUCUAGGAAUAUGUGAGACUGUUUGUGAGAUUAUAACAAUAGGUAAAAGAUUGAUUUCUAGUCCUCAACUGCCUCAAAUCAACAUGCAGUCCUCAGGUCUGUGGAUAAUGGACAUCAUUGGAUCUGACGUCAACACUGAAAUGGAUCCAAUACACCUUUCUUUCAUCUUUUAUGGAGACCUGAAUCACAAAGAGUUGGCACUUCAAAUUACAGGAAAAGCAACUCAAAUCAAAGAUGAACUGGCAGACAUUGGCUCAAUAUACAAGAUUCAGAUAACUGGCCCACACAGCAAGUUAAAUCAGCCUUGGCACUUAGACUUACUGCAUAUGAAGCACACAGGCACGAACCAGGAGAUGUGGUUAGCUUUCAACUGCUCGUUCAAAUGUAAUGAAGACAAAUGUGUGGAACUGCCAGCUCUCUAUGCAGACCAGGAUCCUUUGCCUGUUGUGGAAUAUUCCAUUCAUGUGCACACUGGAGACAUAAAGAAAGCAGAUACCAGUGGAGAGGCUUAUCUUUGUAUUCAAGGAGCGAGAGGUGACUCUGGGAAAAGAUGGCUUAAUAAUUCAAGAAGUGGACCCAUCACUUUUGCCAGAGGCCAGGUGGAUGUUUUCAGAAUCAAAGCAGUUCACCUUGGCAAGCUGAACCAAGUUCUUGUUGGAUUUAAAAGUUUUAAAAAAGAUGACUGGUUCUUGGAAAAAAUUGUUAUAAAAGAAGAAAGUUACCCUUUUGCCACUCACAUCUUUGCUCACCAUGACUGGAUCAGCAAACACUCAAAGAAAGAUUUUACAGAACUAGUAAUUCCAUUGAAAGAAAUGACUGUGACAUCUGAUCCAGUAAAAUACUUUGAUACUAAAAGCAGAGGACGAUGGCAAAUGUGGGUGUACUGUACACACAUACCAGAAAAAGUUCCUGAUAUUCAAGUUGUUGUGUUUGGAACAAAAGGGAAAUCUGCUGCACAGAAGGUUCAGAAUCUGAAAAAUGACCCUUUUUUGCUGACUGUUGAUGAUAUUGGUGAUGUAACAAAAGUUUCCUUCGUGUUAUCUGGCCCACGUUUAGGAAGAGGAAUUAAACUUCACAAGCUUCGUCUGAAAGACCUGGACACUAAGCAAGAACUGAGCUUUUACAGUGCAGACCAGUGGCUCUUUAAAGAAGAUGGGUCAGAGACCGUGACAGAGCUAGCAGCAGUCAGACCAGAUAAGGCACCGCUCAGGGGUAUGCUGCUGAACCAAGAAACAAGCAAAAAAAUGUUUUUUAAAGUGAAUCAACUAGAAUAA
Terrapene triunguis (Three-toed box turtle) is the source of this 6126-nucleotide messenger RNA. Its product is annotated as lipoxygenase homology domain-containing protein 1. Gene Ontology annotation, molecular function: protein binding. Gene Ontology annotation, biological process: intracellular signal transduction. The transcript is spliced from 41 exons. The record is from RefSeq and is a predicted model, not a curated record. The coding region runs from base 1 to 6126 and encodes 2041 amino acids. NCBI's taxonomy places the organism in Eukaryota, Metazoa, Chordata, Testudines, Emydidae.